Molecule: messenger RNA, 1342 nt
Organism: Malaclemys terrapin pileata
Lineage: Eukaryota; Metazoa; Chordata; Testudines; Emydidae
Exons: 5
Coding region: 87-1073 (328 amino acids)
Source: RefSeq, a predicted model, not a curated record
GCUGCUCUGUAGGAAGACGGUCUCUCUAGGGCUCACCUUGUUUGCAGCCCCCCGGGCUGUUGUCCCCAGGCCCAGAGGGGGGAGCGAUGAGCCCCCAAGGAGCUGGUCCAAGCGUCUAUUCACGCUCCUUGGCUCUGUGUUGGGGACAGACAGAUGUGCUGGUGCUGCCGGUGGUGCUGGAGACGGAUGGGCUGGAGUGGUGCUCUCAGGAGGUCCAGGCGCUGGCCGAGAGGGCGCUGGCAGCUGCAGGCCACAGCGGGGAGCUCCAACCGGGGAAGGUGCUGACAGUGCCAGGCACGGGCCUACCGGAUCUGCACUGCAAAGUGCUGUACCUUGUGCAACUGGAUGGCGAGGCACUGCAGCAGCAGGGGGCGCCAGAGGUCAUGCGCCAGAUGGUGCGAAGCUGCCUCUGUUCUGUGUACGGCGCGUUCCUGGAGUCCGUGUCCUUCCCGCUGCUGGGGGCCGGUCAGACCCUGCUGGCCAUGCUGGAGGAAAUCAGCUGCUUCCUGGAGCACCAGCCCAACACCUGGAUGAAACUGGUGGAAAUCGUCUGCCCGCUGGGGCUGCUGGCUCCUUGCCUGGUGGCUGAAGAUCCUAGCACCCUGACUGUGGCCAGCCCUGAGGAGCCGCGCGGCUGGGAAGCGGCAUUUCGCUCAGUGCGCCAGCGUUAUGUGGUGCAUCAUGAGGGCCGAGAGGACCUGCUGGAGGCCCUGGCUGCCGAGCCAUCCCUGGUGGAGGAGUUCGGGUCCAUCCGGGUCUAUGACGGGGAGGGCUUUGUCGACUUGGCAGGGGAGACGGCACCGUUCCUCCAGCACCUGGCUGUGAGGGCCUUCCAGAGGCAGCUGGUGAGCUGGGAGUACUCGGCCGAGCCUCUGCCCAGGUGGGUCAUCGUCAAGGACGUGGUGGAGAAGGAGCUCCUUAACCCCCAUGUCAGCAUGGAGCUUCGACAGGGCGCCCCAGCUAUCAUCAUCUUCCGGGGACCCCGCCAGCAGGUGAUCGAGGUGGAGAGCCGGUGCCAGCAGCUGCUCAGGGCAUUCCGGGUCCUGUCGGUGCCCGUCUCGCCUCUCCAGUAAGAACAAAGAGGUGUUCUUACACCUGGAAAAAGACUAUAUAAGGCUGAUGCCUCAUCUCCAUCUUGUCUUCAAUCCUGCUUCAUACCUCUGGAGGAACUUUGCUACAAGCUGAAGCUUUGAACAAAGGACUGAGGACCCAUCCCAGCGGGGGAUGUAUUCCAGAGACUUGAUUUGAACCUGCAGUUUAUUCUAUCGCUGCUGCAAGCCUGAACCAAGAACUGUGCCAUUACUGUAUGUAAUUGAUUCCAUUUAACCAAUUCUAACUCUCA